Vicia villosa (hairy vetch) is the source of this 2050-nucleotide messenger RNA. Its product is annotated as NAD(H) kinase 1-like. The transcript has 12 exons. The record is from RefSeq and is a predicted model, not a curated record. Bases 131 to 1762 code for a protein of 543 amino acids. Gene Ontology annotation, biological process: NADP+ biosynthetic process; NAD+ metabolic process. Gene Ontology annotation, molecular function: NAD+ kinase activity. NCBI's taxonomy places the organism in Eukaryota, Viridiplantae, Streptophyta, Magnoliopsida, Fabales, Fabaceae.
AAAGCAACGUGUUGUGAGAAUCCUAUAAAAAACUCAGAAAUAUUUCAACGUCAAAAACCUCCAAACAAUUGGUUUGGUAUCUAUAAGAGUAGUUGAAAGGGAUCCAUCAUCCCCAUUCUUCUCCUCUUCCAUGGCACCUCACAAGCUCAAUUCCAAUUCCUCGGGAAAUUCGAGUGUGUCGGCGUGUUCGCAGGCGGACAAUGGUUUCAUAAGUUCAUUUUCUCUAUUUCCUGAGAAAGCAGUGCAAGAGUUACUUCAAUCGCCGGUCCAAGGGUCUGAUGAUCAUCUUAUAGAGUUCUCUGAAUCUUUAAGAACCGUCGCGAAGGCUCUUAGGAAAGUUGCGGAAGGGAAAGCUUCUGCUCAAGCGGAGGCUGCUGAAUGGAAACGGAAAUAUGAGUUGGAGAGGACUCGGAAUCUGCAGUUUGAAGACAGAGGGAAAUCAUGCCUCGAGCCUUGUGCUGAUCUUGAUGAUUUGAAAACAAAUAACAUCGCCAAACAACCCACAUUAUAUAAUAAUGUAGCUAAUGGGCUGUCUGAAGAAUGUUGUUCUAGUAAUGGUAUUUGUUCCCAUGAGGUGCUUAGGGAUGGGAAACCUGAUUCAGAUUCCAAGAUGGUCAGAAAGUACUGCCGUGUUUUGAGGAAUUUGUCCUACCAAAAAUUAACUCAUACCCUCAUGGCUUCUUUUAAACUUCAAUGGUGCUGCAAAGGUGAGAAAAGUGAUCAGCACAAACAUGACAUUGUCUCUUUUGAAAGAGGAAAUAUAACUACAGCUGAACGCAGUAGUAAGCAGAUCUCUUUGACAUGGGAGUCAUCUCCACAGACAGUGCUCAUAUUGACCAAACCAAAUUCAAUUUCUGUUCAAAUUCUGUGUGCUGAGAUGGUUAGAUGGUUGAGGCAGCAUAAGAAACUACAAAUAUAUGUUGAACCACGUGUCAAGGUGGAUCUCUUGGCGGAGUCAUCAUACUUUAAUUUUAUAGAAACAUGGAGUGAUGAUAAGGAAAUUUUAAAGUUGCAUACCAAAGUUGACCUUGUGAUAACUCUUGGUGGAGAUGGCACUGUUCUAUGGACAGCAUCUAUGUUCAAAGGACCCGUGCCUCCUAUUGUCCCCUUUUCUUUAGGGUCUCUUGGAUUUAUGACUCCUUUCUAUAGUGAGAAUUACAAAGAGUGCCUUGAAUCAAUUUUAAAGGGCCCCAUUAGUAUUACACUACGACACCGUUUGCUAUGUCAUGUUAUACGAGAUGCAGCUAAAGAUGAACUUGAAACUGAAGAACCUAUACUUGUUCUGAACGAGGUUACUAUUGAUCGUGGUAUAUCAUCUUACCUCACAAAUUUGGAAUGUUACUGUGACAACUCCUUUGUCACAUGUGUGCAAGGGGAUGGAUUAAUCUUAUCUACGACAUCCGGUAGUACUGCAUAUUCUUUGGCAGCUGGAGGAUCAAUGGUCCACCCUCAGGUUCCAGGUAUUUUGUUUACACCAAUUUGCCCACAUUCUCUCUCUUUUAGGCCAUUGAUAUUACCAGAGCAUGUGACUUUAAGGGUGCAAGUUCCAUUCAAUAGCAGAAGCCCAGCAUGGGCAUCAUUUGACGGCAAAGACAGGAAGCAGUUAGCACCAGGAGAUGCAUUAGUGUGCAGCAUGGCACCCUGGCCCGUUCCUACAGCUUGUCUGGUCGAUUCUACUAACGACUUCUUACGCAGUAUUCACGAGGGUCUUCAUUGGAAUUUGAGAAAGACACAGUCGUUUGACGGACCCCGCGAAUCCUGACAAUAUCAUUCUUUCUUCUACAUCGGCAAAACUAUACUUGGAAAUUGACAUGUCAUUCGUCAAGAUAUACAAAACGGGGUGUUGUAAAAACUAUAGAAGCAACUAUAAUUUAGUGUAAUUUUCUUCCUUGUAGUUGUAUGAAUCGCUCUACUUGUUGUAGUAAUAUUAACUUAUUACAGAGCUAAUGUUCCAUCAAUGAUGGUAAAAAUGUAGAGUUUGAGUGUAACUUUAAACUAUUGAAUCCUUAUAUUCUUAUAUUUAUAAUAAAGUUGAUGAGUAUUUUCUCCA